Laccaria bicolor S238N-H82 is the source of this 1287-nucleotide messenger RNA. RefSeq lists its product as uncharacterized. The transcript is spliced from 6 exons. NCBI's taxonomy places the organism in Eukaryota, Fungi, Basidiomycota, Agaricomycetes, Agaricales, Hydnangiaceae. Bases 1 to 1074 code for a protein of 357 amino acids. Gene Ontology annotation, molecular function: protein binding. The record is from RefSeq and is a predicted model, not a curated record.
AUGCCAUCCACCAUGUCCGAUACCCACCAUGGCCCGUCUUCGCCCGUCCCAGCAGCCACCGACCUCAGUUUCCACCAACAGGAACAAGUGGUACAACACCAAGAACACCCAGAACACCACCCACCUCCUACACGCUCACCAGCGCCCAACUAUUUCCUUCUGUUCACCUUUGUCAUAAGCGUGAUAGCUUGGGUCACUUCGCUAACCUCCCAAGCCAUAAUAACAGCAACAACACCCAACAGCAGCACCCUCGUCGGCGUCCUCUGGCUCGCCUUCGUCCUCCAAACAAUCAUAAUCCUCGAACUCCUCGUCACCCUACCCACCCACUCAACCCACCUCUAUGCAUUCCAAAUAUCCAUCUUAGCAGCCAUGUCAACGGUGCUCGCCUCCAUCGGCGUGAACACCAACCUCUUCACGCCUCCCACGCACAAACCAACGCAUCAAGCGCUCGCGGCGGGGUGGCUUAUCACAGCUAUCAUCAACAUCCUUUGGAUCCUCUACUUCACCGCGCCCCCUUCGCAGCUCUCUGGCCAUAGUCACAGUCGUCUGGGGACACCACUGCCAAUGCCACACGGCACCCUAUCGGACCCUAUCCCCGUCACCAAAGAACCCUCCUUCUCAGGCUUUGGAAAGACAGGAAACGGGGGUACGGUUGAACAGCAGCAGCAGCGGUUGGAGGGAGAAGAUAUCGAGUUGGGACAGAACCAGAGCCGGUCGCAGGUUGAUCCUGGUGAGGAGAAGAGAAGGUCGCAGGGGGGGUGGAGCACGUAUACACCUGGGGACAGGGGGAGUAAGGCGCCUACGAGCGGGGUGGGCGGGAGGAGCGCUGCGGGGAGCGAUGGUGGUGGGAAUGUGAGUCGACGAAAGAGUGCGAAGGGGGAAAAGGAGCCGACACCUGUUUAUCGUGCGGAGGCUAUGUUUCCUUAUACCGCGAGCCCCAAAGAUCCAAACGAACUUUCGUUCGGGAGGGGCGAGAUCCUUAAUAUCAUUGACGAGUCCGGGAAAUGGUGGGAGGCGGAGAUGGAUGAUGGGCGGAAAGGGAUUGUGCCUUCAAACUACUUACGACUUUUAUGAUGCGACACGCGUCGAUUGCUAUGGAUGGAUCAACGAACUAUCUACAAUCGCUGUGUGCAUACCCAGCAUGCAGCAAUCUGCGACUGCUACGCUGUAUACUGAUGUUACCUGGACUGGUGACGGGAUUCCCCUGUAGCUCUUGCUUCAUAGAGGGACUAGUCACAGGUCUAGAUGAUACCCUUCACGAGCCCCGACGUUACUUAUGAGAUGUAC